AUGUCAACUAAAGAAAAUACUACAUACGAUGUCGUUAUUAUUGGUUCUGGGAUUUCCGGGAUCAAAGCCGCUUCUCAUUUAUUUAACAACGGAAUCACAAAUAUUAAAGUGCUAGAAGCUAGAGACAGAGUGGGUGGAAGAUUACACUCUGUUCCUGGUUUAAAUCAUGACAGAUAUGAUUUAGGUGCUUCAUGGCAUCACGAUUUAUUAAUCAAUCCAUUGUUUAAAGAAGAAUUACAGCUAAAAAAAACUGGAUUAAAUACACCAUUUGUUUAUGAAGAUGACUUACCAGCAAUUUUUAACAACGAUGGUGAAAGAUUAGAUGAUAAUUCUAAAUACAGGUUAGAACCUAUAUUGGAUGAAUUAUCAACUUUUAUUGAAAUUAAAAAUGAAAAUGUUGAACAAAAUGGAAAUGCCAAAGAUACUUCCUUGUACAGCUCUGUUAUUGAUUAUUUAGGCAAAUACAAGGAAACCUUGACUGAUAAACAAAUUGAAUACGUAUAUGGUACUGCUAGAUUUGCUGAAUUGUGGCACGGUAUUAGUUGGAAAAAAAUUUCCAGUCUAGAAAGCGUAGGUGGCCAUUAUGGUAGAAAUGCCUUGAUUGAUGGACAUAAGGGGAUAGUCGAUAGAAUCGUUAGCUUGGAAUUCCCAAUAAAGACAUUUUAUACUGAUGAAAUAUGUGAACUGGAUGUUCAAGUCACCAAAAUUAAAAAAACACAGUCUGAAAAAAAACUCAUAAAAAUUGAGUAUUUGCAGAAAAACAAGGUUAAGAAGGGAAUAAAGGCCAAGUAUUGUAUUGUGACUGUUCCAUUAAGUUUGUUGAAAGCUUCUGUCAACGCAUCUGAGCACAAUGACAAGGGAACCAUAAAAUUUGAACCCCCAUUUAACUUUAAUUUAACAAGCGCUUUGAAUAAAAUUCAUUAUGGUGCUUUAGGUAAAGUCUUUUUUGAAUUUGAUAAAUGUUCCUGGAGUACAGAAAAGAGUAGAGUUUUAUACAUCGGUAAUACUAGUUUGAGAACUGUUGAAAAAAUUAAAAGCAAUAAAAUCGGUGAUAAGGAUUCACAAAUCGAGAGUGUCCAAAAUAGUUUGGACCAUCCAUUUUUCUUCGUUAAUUUAGCUAGAAAUUUAGGUGUCCCAACGAUUUUGAUGUUAACUUCACAACCAGUAACCAAUCACAUGGAAAGCUUUAGAAACGAUGUUACAAAAUUGUACAAUUAUUUUAAACCUGUAUUGGAAAAUUUAUUCAAAGCUUUGGGUGCAGAAAAACCUCCGGUUUAUUGUCCCGAUGCUACAAGUGUUGCUGAUGACGGUGUAUCCGUUUUGAAAAACGUUAUUACAACUUCUUGGACCUUAGAUCCUUAUGCUAGAGGUGCAUACACAGUUUCUAAUCCCGGUGACGAUUUAGAAAAUUUUGUAAAGACCAUUACUUUAGGUCAUGAAAAAACCAUUAGAUUUGCUGGGGAACACACAAUGGUUGAAGGUAACGGAUGUGCAUGGGCAGCCUGGGCUAGUGGUAUUAGGGAGGCAGAUUUUGUUAUUAAUGAUUUAAAUAAGCCUUUGGGCAAAUUGUAA
Messenger RNA from Saccharomycodes ludwigii, 1572 nucleotides. RefSeq names its product flavin monoamine oxidase family protein. The transcript has a single exon. Gene Ontology annotation, molecular function: oxidoreductase activity. Lineage: Eukaryota; Fungi; Ascomycota; Saccharomycetes; Saccharomycodales; Saccharomycodaceae. Bases 1 to 1572 code for a protein of 523 amino acids. The record is from RefSeq and is a predicted model, not a curated record.